Messenger RNA from Doryrhamphus excisus (bluestripe pipefish), 1598 nucleotides. RefSeq names its product coiled-coil domain containing 86 (gene ccdc86). Gene Ontology annotation, cellular component: nucleolus. The record is from RefSeq and is a predicted model, not a curated record. Lineage: Eukaryota; Metazoa; Chordata; Actinopteri; Syngnathiformes; Syngnathidae.
CGUUGUUUACUAUCAUGGCCACCAAUACGGAAGUACGUAACAUCUGACCAUUCAGUACACACGUGGGCAAAGAAGCAAGUGCUAUGUGCUAGUAAACAUGUCGAAAAAACAAAGCGUUGUUUCCGAUGAUACUCAUAACUCCUUAGCGGAGAAAAAACAGGACCAGCCUCCGGUGACCAUGAGGACCCGCAGCGGCCGCGCCAUCCGGGCUCCAGCUACGCUGCUGAGCUCUGAAACUCCCGUGCGAAGUUCCAGCCGUCGAACCAGGAGGUCUGUGAUACCGGAGCACACAGACCCAGAAGAGGAAGCGCCGGAGCAGGUUGAGAAAAGCCCUGCAACAGUAUGUGUGGAACCUAUAGUGGUGGAGCCGAAGCCCAUGGAAGUCUCUGUAAAACCAGUGGAGCCGGGUGAAUCAAAGCCCAUAGAAAUGUGUGUAGAACCCACACCAGUGGAGCUGGUUGAGACGAAGCCCAUGGAAGUCUGUGUAGAACCUACAACAGUGGAGCCGGGUGAGUCAAAGCCCAUAGAAGUGUGUGCAGAACCCACACCAGUGGAGUCAGUUGAAUCAAAUCCCAUAGAAGUGUGUGUAGAACCCACGCCAGUGGAGCCGGUAGAGACGAAGCCCAUGGAAGUUUGUGUAGAACCCACACCAGUGGAGCAGGGUGAAUCAAAGCUCAUAGAAGUGUGUGUAGAACCCACACCAGUGGAGUCAGUUGAAUCAAGAGAAGUGUGUGUAGAACCCACACCAGUGGAGCCGGUUGAGAAGCCCAUGGACGUCUGUGUAAAACCUACACCAGUGGAGUCGGUUGAAUCAAAGCCCAUAGAAGUGUGUGUAGAACCCACACCAGUGGAAUUGGUCGAAUCAAAGCCCAUAGAAGUCUGUGUAGAACCCACGCCAGCCGCACCAGAAGGCCAAGUAUCCAAGUCUUUAGCGCCGGAAAGAGUCCCAACGACACGACAGUCACAGCCACACAAGAAGCCUCGUCUCGGACCGAGUGUGAAACCCAAUGCAGCAGUUAUUCCACUGGGGAAGCCCAAAUCAGGACGUGUGUGGAAGGAUCGUAACAAACAGAGGUUCUCGGCAUUGGUCAGAGACACAGCACUGUGCACCUCCUGGGAGAAGAAGAUGGCAGCCAAGCGAGAGAAGCAACUGGUGCACCAGUACGCUUUGCAGCUAAAAGAGCAGAAAGCCAAGCAGAAAGAGGAGAAAAGGAAACGGAGAGAGGAGAACCUGAGACGACGUGAGGAGAACGAGCGCAAGGGAGAGAUUGUACAAGUGAUACGGAACACGGCAAAGAUCAAGAGGAUGAAGAAGAAGCAGCUGAGGAAGAUCCAGAAACGGGACACACUUGCGCUGAUGGAGAAGACGAGAGAUGGCCAGAGCGUCAACCGCAAACAAGCAAAGAAAAACAAGACAGAAAAUUUGACCUGAGGGCACUUUGCAUUUGAUUUCGUUCUAAAACACACAAAAAGUUGAUUCAGUGGAGUAUUAUAAUACUAUGGAGUAUAAAAGCCAAUGUGAAGCCGUCUCUAUAUAAAUAUCAACAUCUGUUGCUGUACUUCAACAUACAAGACUUUCUAUUAAAUCAAGUAUUAAC